AUGGGAGCAGAAGAAAUGGAAGAACCCUCUCGUUGGGAUCAGUCCAGCAUCUACGAAGCCAGCAUAUCUGAAGCCAGUAUAUCCGAUGCCAGCAUAUCUGAAGCUAGCAUAUCUGAUGCCAGCAUAUCUCCUGCAAAUUCUCUAGACAAUCUGCAUAUCGGUUCGGCGAAACUGCAGGCCAACAAAGCCAGUCUAAAGAAUGGAAUCAGUCGCUCAUUCUCAGCCAUCAAGGCGUCGAUGAUUCCGUCAAAAGCCUCUGUUUCGUCAAGCAAGGGUAAAGAUGCUGAGUUGAAAACUACAACAACAAUCAAGUCCCAAAAGUCAUCCAAGUCUAAGUCUGCCAUAUUCCCCACGGCUGUGCCUACAACGACAAAAUGGAAAAAAGGGGGAAAGUCAGCAACAGAAUCAAAGCCAUCUCUAUAUGCAACAACGAAAUGGAAGUUCAAUCAAAAGGCAACGCCCAAACGGACAUCAGACAUCACUCCAAAGACCACUCCAAAACCAGCUCUGCCCAAAUUAACCAAAUUGUCAUCAACAUGGAAGUCCGGCCCGAAAACACCAAAGAUGACACCUGAUAUCACUGAAGAGGCCACUCCAAAAUCAACUAUGACCAAAUCAACAAAAUGGCCGACGAUUUGGAAGCCGAGUGUGAAGGCAACACCAAGGUUGACGCCGAAACUCACACCCAAGACCGCUCCAGAGUCAACUACAUCUACAUUGACAAAGCUUUCAACAUGGAAGCCCAAUCUAAAGACAACACCAAAGUUGACGCCAAAACUCACUCCAAAUACCACUCCAAAGACAGGCCCAAAGACCACACCUAAGCAUAUCCAGUCUAAGAAGAGUAUGCUUUCGACAACAAAAUGGAACUUAAGGCUCGAGUCAAGUUCGUCAAGCUCAAAGCUAUCUAUGCCUUCUACAACAAACUUUGGCUCAAGCCUCAAGACAAGCUCAAAGCCAUCUAUGCCUGUGACAACAAAAUGGCCAACAUCAGGGACCUUGCCUGCAACAACGAAAUGGAAAUCGGAACCUUGUUCAACCACCGUGAAAGGACCUGUGACAACACCAAAGGGGACCCUCGUCGGCUAUAGGAGGAGGAGGCAUCGAGUAGAGGAGACGGAAGAGAUUUUCUACUAUAAAGCUCCAUAGAAGCCAAG
Fusarium redolens is the source of this 1157-nucleotide messenger RNA. RefSeq lists its product as uncharacterized. NCBI's taxonomy places the organism in Eukaryota, Fungi, Ascomycota, Sordariomycetes, Hypocreales, Nectriaceae. The transcript has a single exon. The record is from RefSeq and is a predicted model, not a curated record. Bases 1 to 1149 code for a protein of 382 amino acids.